UGCGUGCCCGUCUGCCCCAAGGGACAGGAGUACAACAAGUGGUCUCACAAGUGCGAAUGCCCCAAGGGAACCUCUUGGAAGUACGGCAAAUGCGUAAAGGACUGUCCUAAGGGCCAGACCUACAACCAUCACUCCCACCAGUGUGAGUGCCCCAAGGGAACUGAGUGGAAGUACGGCAAGUGUAUUCCCAAGUGUCCCCACGGCCAGUACUUCGACAAGCACCAGUGGAAGUGCGUCUGCCCCAAGGGCAAGAUCUUGGAGUAUGGCAAGUGUGUCUGCCCCGAGAACCAGGUCGAGGAGUACGGCAAGUGUGUCUGCAAGGACGGCUUCAAGUUAGAGUACGGAAAGUGUGUUCCCGAGUGUCCCAAGGGCCAGACCUACAAGCACGGCAAGUGUGUCUGCCCCGACGGCAAGAUCUACAACAAGUGGCACAAGAAGUGCGAGUGCCCCGACGGCAAGGUCGAGGAGUACGGCAAGUGUGUCUGCCCCAAGGGACAGAUCGAGCAGUACGGCAAGUGCUCGUGCCCCAAGGGCAAGUACUACGACCGCUGGAGCAAGUCUUGCAAGAAGGGCGGCUAUGGUGGACACUACUAA
This is a messenger RNA of Fusarium redolens, 594 nucleotides long. RefSeq lists its product as uncharacterized. NCBI's taxonomy places the organism in Eukaryota, Fungi, Ascomycota, Sordariomycetes, Hypocreales, Nectriaceae. The record is from RefSeq and is a predicted model, not a curated record. The transcript has a single exon. The annotation marks the transcript as partial.